Messenger RNA from Candida tropicalis MYA-3404, 4122 nucleotides. It is a transcript of the gene RAX2, whose product is annotated as Rax2p. The record is from RefSeq and is a predicted model, not a curated record. NCBI's taxonomy places the organism in Eukaryota, Fungi, Ascomycota, Pichiomycetes, Serinales, Debaryomycetaceae. The transcript has a single exon. Gene Ontology annotation, biological process: positive regulation of establishment of bipolar cell polarity regulating cell shape; cellular bud site selection. The coding region runs from base 1 to 4122 and encodes 1373 amino acids. Gene Ontology annotation, cellular component: cellular bud scar; cellular bud neck; plasma membrane of growing cell tip. Gene Ontology annotation, molecular function: protein binding.
AUGAAACUUUCACUACAAUCUUUAUUAUUUCUAAUAACAUCAAUAACUGUCCUAUGUCAUGCAGCAGAUCUUUUCCAACCAGUAUCACUACCAGAGUUCAAUUACGGGGAUUUUGGUAGUAGAAUAGGAUUGUUUGGAUCAUUUGAAGCUUUAUCCUUCUAUUCAUAUAUAAAUUCUUCACAAAUUGUUAACCCACCAACUGGGUCUUCAAAUUUAUUAACAAAAAGGGAUGACGUAACAAAUAAUACUUCCUCAUCAUCAUCAACGGCUUCUGAACCUACCGAUAGUUUAUAUAUCCAGGAUAUCGAACAGAAUUUCAGCUUAAAAUUUGCUGAUGUAAAUGGUCAAAUUAAUCAAUUGAUUGUAUUAACAAAUGAGACAGUCCUUAUCAAUGGUAAUUUUACAAAGUUCAACAACAAGUCAGUUAUCAGUCCAAUUAUUUAUGAAACUUCAAGUAAAAAAAUCACUCCAAUUUUUGAAGAUGAUAUAAAUGGUUCUGUAAAUACUGUAUUUCAUGACAAUGGUUUGAUAUAUCUUGGAGGUGAUUUCAAAUUCAAUAAUACUUAUAGUGCAGCAGUAUAUAAUAUUUCUGCUGAAAAAGUUGAAUCCACUUUAUUCCAAGGUUUUGGUGAAAACUCAGUAGUUAAUACCAUUGCCAAAAUCUUGAAUAAUAAGAAUGAUGAUGACAGUGAAGAAAAUGAUCAAUUAGGUUCUAUUGUAUUUGGAGGUCAAUUUGAUACCCUUGGAUUAUCUGAUUUAUUGGUUCAUAAUAUAACUACCAAUAAAACUAAAAACUCCAAUACAAGUAACACUACCAUUGUCAGUGCUGAACAAUUAAUUUCCCUUCGACACGGGACUUUUACAACAGUAAAUGGUCAAGAUUCAGAUGAAGAUGCAAGUGCCAUUAUUUGUCCUGCAAAUGGUAAUGAAUGGGCAGCAAUACCAAACUCCGGUGCCGAAUGGAGAGUGCAAUUGCCAAGUGAAAUGAAAGGUGUUCAACCUACUAAAGCUAGACUUUACAUUCCUGAAGGUUCAAAUGGUAUUAAAUUGUUUAGAAUUUAUUCCUAUCCAAAUAAUGGUAUUAUGAAUUUAACUUAUAUCGAUCCAGCUACAAAUGAAUUAGCAUACUGUGAUGCCUGGUGUCCUUUAUUAUCAUUUGAUGACUUGAAUGAUCAUGUGGAGAACAAUAUUGCCAAUGCUACUGAGUUAAAUGAAGAUAGCUCGGUUUUCGUUGAUGAAGAAAAUGGUUCCUAUUUCCAAUAUUAUGACCCAUCAACCAAUACUAAAAACUUGGGUUACGGUUCUGAUUUCCAAGAAUUUGCCUUUGUUAAUGAAGUUGGCGUCGAUGAAGUUAUUGUCACCAUUGUUGAUUGGUAUGGAGAACAAGGUAUUUUGGCUGGUUUUGAAUUAUAUCAAAACGCAAUUACCGUGUAUGGUAACAACACAUUAAAUGAACCAAAUUGUGACUUUGAUUUCAGUCUGGAUAAUAACAACUAUGCUGAAAUUAAUUCUGGAACUUUUGAAUCGAUUCAAGAAAUAGAUUCAGGUGUUACUGACUACGAUUACUUGGUAACUCAUGAUACUACUGCCAAGAUGACAUUAUUUCCAAAUAUCUCAUACUCUGGUAAUUAUUCAAUUAUUAUGACAACUCCAGGUUGUGCAUCCGACAAUUCUUGUUCCCAAAGAGCCAUUGUGAAUGUUACUGUUUUUGGUGACCAUGAUAAUAUUUUGGCCACAAAUUUAAUCUACCAAAAUAAUGAAAACUUCAAAUUUGACUACUUAUUCUAUGGUCAUUUGAAUGGAUCAACAACCACCUCUGGAACAAAUAGAAUUGAAAUAUCCUACCAUGAUCGUGUUGACCCAUCUUCUGAAGAACCAUUUAUGGUUGUCGACAAAGUCAUUGCAAACAUUGUCUCUUUGGACAGUAUUUAUGAUAAGAAUCUGACAAACCACACCAGAAAUAGUACUCGUUCUGAAUUAACAACAAUCAAAUUGAAUGGGUUAUUUGAAUAUUCAUUGGCAAAUUUUUCCUAUUUCGAUGAACUGUUGGUACACUACAAAAGAAACAAUAGAACAUAUAUCAGUCAAAAUAACACAUUUGUUGGUAACUCUUCUAUCAAUUUGUUAAGUGGCCGUUUUUCCAAUGAUACUGUGGUUGAUCAAAUCAUUUUGCAAGGAAACGAUAGUUUAAUGUUGUUGGGAAAUUUCAAAUCAGAUAGCGAAAACCUUACAUUGUCUAAUAAUAAUUUACUUCAAUUAUCCAUUGAAUCUUAUAACUCCACAGCAAAUGAGACCAUCAUCAAUCUUCCAAAUAGAUUAUUAAAAAGAGAUUCUCAAUCAAUUCUUGGAGGUAGCUUUAAUAAUUCUAUUUCCAGAUUAAUCAAUCUUCCUCAAGGUGUGUUAGCCAUUGGUGACUUUGCAUUGGAUGUUAGCGGUUCAAGUGAUAUUAAAGACUUAUCAAAUGACAAUGAAACUGUCUCCUCAGCUAAUAACUUUGCAUUAUAUUCAGAUAAACAAUGGUAUAGUUUUGGAAAUGAUUAUGAACCUACUAGUUUCAACCAAUUUACUAAUGUCACAAUCAAUGGCACUGAAUACUACGUGUUUUCAGGAGAUGGUGUCUUUAGAACUUGGGAUAAUGGUAACUUGACUUGGGUCACAGAUUCUAAUAGACAAUUGAAUCUUAGUCAAGCGGCUGUGUUGAAUGAACGUCAACAGAUACUUGGUGGCUCUGGAUUUAACACAAUGGAUUUUUACACCACAGAUCAAGCUUAUAUUUCAGAUGGAAAGUUCAACCAGUUUGGGAUUGAGGUUAACAAGAAUGUAUCAUUUAUAAUAACCAAUUCUUUCUACGUCAACAGCUCCUUAAGUAUAAUUGGUGGUAGAUUUGAAUCUAAUAAUGUCAAGAAUGUGGGAUUUAUUGACAAUAAUAACCCUGAAAAUGCGAUGAGGUCAUUACAAGGUAAUGCGACAUGGGGUGACGAUACUAUGAUCCAAUCAUUAUAUGUUGAUAACAAUAAUGAAUAUCUUUUCAUGGGAGUUAACGGCUCUGUUGCUAUUGGGGAUUCCCUGAACCUCACGGGUAUUGUGAUCUACGACUUGAUCAACGACACAUUCACAUCAUUCCAACCACCAGUAUUGUCUAAUAGUAAUGGUGAUCCAAUCGAAGUCAAUUCUAUGGUGUUGUUUAACGAAGGUAAUCGAUUAUUAGUUGGUGGCGACUUUGAUCUUGCUGGUUCUUUGUCAUGUCCUUCAUUGUGUGUUUAUGAUAUUGAAAACACUAGAUGGAUUAAUCCCCAAGAUUCCAAUGAUCAAUCCAUUAGUGUGUCUGGUGUUGUUACUGAUAUGAAAUUCUUCCAAAGUAACCAAGCUUUGAUUGUGGGUACCAAUUUGACUCUAAAUAACAGCAAUGUUAAUUUCUUGACAUAUAAUUUCCAAACUGCAGCAUUUGCUACCAAAGAUACUUUGAAUGAUAUUGAUGCUAGCGUUGAAAGAUUUAUCUUAAAUGAUGAAAAUAACAAGAAUUUGAAUGGAAGAUUAGUGGCCAUGGGUCAAGACUCUAUCUAUGGGUUUGACGGUACUCAUUGGAACAGAAUUGAUGACGAUAUUGUUUAUGAAAAUUAUACCACAUUUAAUGAUAUCAAAUUAUUAACAUUAUCUUCGUCAAGUAAUUACAAUGGAACGUAUUUUGAUAAAAGUAACAUUUUGACUGUUGCUGGUAUUUUUGAUUUGAAAGAUUAUGGAUUAGUUAACAUGGCGUUGUACAAUGGUACUUCAUGGAUCCCAUACGUAUUCACAAGUCAAUCACUGGAUCUGAGCAAUUCAUUAGAAAUAGGAGACAUUAGGUCUAUUUUGAUUGAUGAUUCCAAUAGAUUUCAAUCUUCCGAUGAUUUGAAAAGUAAGAAUAGAUUCUUAUCUCGUGGUAAAGUAGUUGGUAUUUCAUUAGCAUGUGCAUUAGGAUCAACUACAUUAUUAGGGUUGUUAUACAUUAUUCCAUAUUUUGCAUUAUUCAGGCCCAGAAAAGAUGGAUACGUUCCAGCACAAAGAAUCGAGGAAAAUGAAAUGAUGAAUGCAGUUAAUCCUGAAGAUUUAUUACAUGAAAUCGAUUUACAAAGAGAAAAAUAG